AUGAGUAGGCUAUCAUUUAGGCCUCGGCCCCUCGACAUCCACAAGAAGCUUCCCAUUUUAAAAUCUGUUAAGGACCUUGAAGAUGAUGAGGCCUCCACUUCUACUCGUACCUCCCAGAUAUUGCGCUUUGCUGCAGAGGCUGAUAAUGAGGUGCGACAUAUACCUAGCAAAAAAAUUGCUUCAGAAAUACCAAUUCCCAAGUUUGCGGUUGUGGAUUCGUAUGAAAGAGACUACUCCCGUACUUUCUGUCAACCAACAUCAUAUGUGCAUGCAAGGGGAGCUCGGGCUGAGAUUGGUGAAGUUGUUGAGUACGAUCUUGACAACGAAGAUGAAGAUUGGCUUCUAGAAUUUAACGGAGAAAGAAGAACUCUUGAUGCUGAAAUGCUUGAGACAAUUUUGUUUAAACUGGAGGUUUUAGAUCAUAAGGCUCGGGAAAGAGCAGGAGUAAUCACUCCAACACUUGGCUCGCCUAUUCCCAUUCUUUUAACUUUUGGCGCUUCUGUCGAGGCAUUGCAAGCCCUUUCCAUCAAAUAUGGAAUUUUCCAGUCUGUUUACAGUUACUGGAAGCAAAAGCGGGAACGAUGGCAAAAACCGGUUCUUCGGCGUGUGCAGCCACCUCCACCAGUCAAUGAUACUAAUCCAUUCAAUGUAUUCAGGCGAAGGGAGAAAGCUCAUAAGCUUCACACUAGGAGGAUGCAAAGGAGGGAUAACAAUGUGCAGUCAUUUGAAAAGCUUCGCCAGGUCCGGCGGAACCUUGAUCAGGCAAAAACCAUUAUUGAGGCUCUGAUCCAGAGGGAAGAGAAGAAACUAGAACUUGUGGAGACUGAGGUUAGCCUUCAAAGAAUUCAAAUGAAGUACAAGCAUGAAAUUGAGCUCCUUGAUGAUAGUCUGGCGCUACAUGGAUUACUGUCCUUCCCAACCAAGGUUGAUUCAAGUGAGGAGGAGUUUGUUGAUUCUGAUGACAUGGUAAAUGGCCAUCCACACACAAGACCUGCUGUGGCGCAAAAUCAACCUUUCGUAGAAUCAAAGUUAGUGCUGGAUUCUGCAGGAAGCAUGAGGCAAGAGGCUGGACGUCAUCAUAUGCCACACAGUUGGCUUCAUAAACUGGAUCUAAACGAGCCAGUUUUGCUGUUCACUAAACCAAUAGAUCCAUAUAAACUAUCAGGCGCGGGUGUAAUACUUCCACCCAAUUGUUCCACCCCAAAUGGCAGAUCAUCACGCUCAUUUAACUUCCAUGGAAGGAUGGGACGAGGGGGCCGAAUAGUGUUUGAUAGAUGGAAUCCGCUUAUGCAUACUCGGAUCGACUGUGGUGAUGCAUUAUAUGUGCCACCAAAACCGCGACAUUCUGCACAUCAUUAA
Messenger RNA from Fraxinus pennsylvanica, 1359 nucleotides. NCBI's taxonomy places the organism in Eukaryota, Viridiplantae, Streptophyta, Magnoliopsida, Lamiales, Oleaceae. The record is from the annotation of a GenBank genome assembly.